AUGGUACAAGUAAACUGGCUAGCUGACCUGCGUGGACCUGAGGACGAGGACCAGCAGAAGUUACUCACUGGUUUGCUUAGAUAUUGCCUGGAAAACAUGGAGUUGCUAGCUGAAGAUAUAAAAUUUAUUACUGAUGAGACAUUAGAUUUUGGAUUGACUUCUCCGUCUGAUGGACUAGAAGAGGAGGACUUUGUCACUCACCCCAGUGAGCCCAGUGAAAGGAGCUUGGCACAACCCAUUGACAUGAACACCUUGUUGGGAGAGAGUGGGAGCAAGGCCAGAGAGCAGUGGAGCCCCCUGAGCCCUGAGAAGCUGGAGGAGGUCAGGAAGGAAGCCAAUAUGCUGGCUGCACAGAUGGAGAAAUGUACACUUCUGGAGAAGGAGAAUGCCAGUGCUGACUUGAGGCCCGAGAAGGUUCCAGGACUUGAACCUUUCUCCCCAAUCAGAUUUUUGCACACAGAGAAUGAAGGGACCAGGAAGUCCAGACGGAAGACUUUCAAUGUGAAUAACAGCCCUCUGAUAGCACUGCUGCCAACAGUGGGACCUGAAACUUACAUGACUCGAGAUUCGCCCAGAGUUCGGUUUCUGAAGGGGCAAAGUCCUACUUGUCAUGUUACAAACACCCCCAUUUCCAAGAAACUCCCAAAUAAAACUAACGGCUGCAGUGCUCACAGUCAGCUCUUUAAAAAAUCCAGGCCCAGCAAGUCUCCCAUUGUCUCACCUACAGUGAUGCCUCACAGCGUUAAGAAGUCUCAGGCACCUAAUAGAAACAUUAGGAAGAGUAGACCAUCUCCACUUACCCACUCUGGAACCGCCGAAAAUCAAAACUUGCCACUAGAUUUCAGACCUGCCCUUCAAACUACAAAGAGGGGACUUUUGAGGAAGAUGGAGGACAUUUCUGGCCAAGCCUCUUCUGUGCAAGGCCCACAGUUGAAACUUCAGGAUUCACCCUGUGCAGAUACAAUGCCAGAAGUACAUGGAAAAGGAAAGCUGAAACCCAGGGUGUAUCCAUCACAAACUCUCUCUGGGAAGAAGUCGUGUCCCGUUCAAGAAAAGGUUCCUCUUCAGAAGACUAAUGCAAGACAGGCUAAAACUAUAGGAGGCAAUGUCCCACACCCACGAGCUGGCUCCAAGCCUCCCCACAACAGCUCUGGCCAGACUCGAACCAGGAGCAGUCCCGUCUCUGCACUUGCAACCAAACUCCCUGUGCCAAAAUCCACUACAAAAACAACCAGCCCUAUCACUGCUUCAGGAAGGCACGCGGUCCCAGGGAGGCCCAGCCAGCUCAAGCCACUGAGUUCUGGGUUAUCUGGUGGGAAGGGAUCCACUGUGUCAACCCUAGCUGGGAAGAAAGCAUCUGCCUUUAAGCAGACUCUCCCUUCUGGAACCUCUCAGAGCAGCAGGCUGCAGCUGCCCAAGAAGGCAAUCUCUGGCUCUUCACGGUGA
Messenger RNA from Euleptes europaea (tarantolino), 1446 nucleotides. It is a transcript of the gene PSRC1, whose product is annotated as proline and serine rich coiled-coil 1. The transcript is spliced from 8 exons. Gene Ontology annotation, molecular function: microtubule binding. The coding region runs from base 1 to 1446 and encodes 481 amino acids. Gene Ontology annotation, biological process: mitotic metaphase chromosome alignment. The record is from RefSeq and is a predicted model, not a curated record. Gene Ontology annotation, cellular component: spindle microtubule; spindle pole; microtubule cytoskeleton. NCBI's taxonomy places the organism in Eukaryota, Metazoa, Chordata, Lepidosauria, Squamata, Sphaerodactylidae.